GCUAGUGCUAGGAAGAAGAGAAAAAAAAGACAGGUCAAAAUUCGUUUGCAGUUUUACGACUAUGUAAGGACACUAUUAUAAAAAUGGCUCUCAAUUGUUUCCGCUUCUACUUCCACAGCACAGAGAGACUUCUUGUUCGAGAACAUAGCAGCCAUGAAGCCUCAUGCCUUAGUUAUUCCAUAUCCAGCACAAGGUCACAUCCGCCCCAUACUAAAAUUGGCAAAAAUCCUUCACUCUCAGGGGUUUUACAUCACCUUUGUCAACACAGAAUUUAAUCAUCGACGCCUUAUUCGAGCUCAUGGUCCUGAUUCAGUCAAGGGACUUGAUGAUUUCCAAUUCAAGACCAUUCCUGAUGGUCUCUCGCCGUCGGAUACAAAUGCAACACAGGACAUUCCUGCACUAUGCAACUCUAUUCAGAACACAUGUUUAGUUCCCUUCUUGAAUCUCGUUAAGAAUCUCAAUGAAUCGUCCGACUCUCCCAGAGUUAGUUGCAUAGUUUCUGAUGGGGUGAUGAGUUUCACUUUGCAAGCUGCUGAAGAGCUGAAUAUUCCUGAAGUGGUGUUUUUCACUAUUAGUGCCUGUGGUUUCAUGGGAUACCUUCACUACGCUGAACUAGUAGCAAGAGGAUAUGUUCCGCUGAAAGAUGAAAGCUGGCUUACUAACGGCUAUCUUGAUACAACUAUUGAUUGGAUUCCCGGGAUGAAAGGGAUCCGAUUGAAAGAUCUUCCAAAUUUCAUUAGGACAACCGAUCCAGAAGACAUCAUGCUAAAUUACAACAUCGUACAAACUAGGGACGCGUCCAGGGCUAGGGCCAUCAUAUUCAAUACCUACGACGAUUUGGAGAAAGAAGUCCUCGAAGCCAUCAAUACAAAGUUUGAUCGUGUUUAUACCAUAGGUCCACUCCUAAUGAUGGAACAGAAUGUAAAUUUUGGCAAACUUGAGUCAGUAGCAUCGAGUUUGUGGGAAGAAGAGGUAGGAUGUCUUGAUUGGCUUGAUCAAAGGGAAAUGAAGUCUGUAAUAUAUGUGAACUUUGGAAGCAUCACAGUUAUGUCGGUUGAACAGUUACAAGAGUUUGCAUGGGGACUCGCUGAUUCUAAACAGAAUUUCUUGUGGAUCAUUAGGCCAGACUUAGUGAGUGGUGAAUCUGCAAUUUUGCCAGCAGAAUUUUUGGAAGAGACCAAAGAUAGAGGUAUUUUAGCAGGGUGGUGUCCCCAAGAACGAGUAUUAGCACACCCGUCUGUUGGAGUUUUCUUGACUCACUGUGGUUGGAAUUCGACAAUUGAGAGCAUUUCUUGUGGAGUUCCAAUGAUUUGUUGGCCAUUUUUUGCCGAACAACAGACAAAUUGUCGAUACGCAUGCUCAACCUGGGAAAAUGGGGUAGAGAUUGAUAGCAAUGCUACUAGGGAAAAAGUGGCAGAAUCAGUAAAAGAGAUGAUGGAAGGAGAAAAAGGGAGGAACAUGAGGGCGAAAGCCCUGGAAUGGAAAGAGAAGGCCCGGCUAGCAACUAAACCUGGUGGCUCUUCUUAUCAGAACUUGGAGAAACUGAUAAGAAAUACUCUUCUGGAGAACGGAACCAAUUACCCCUAAAAGUUUCUCACUCCUUCCAAAUUCUUCACGGAGUGUUGUGUGAUUAUCUGAUUACACUAUCUGUUAUACUUUGCGUGUAAAAGUUAUUUAAGAAAUAAAAGUUUCCUUUGACGAGAGUGUUACCA
Molecule: messenger RNA, 1712 nt
Organism: Coffea eugenioides
Lineage: Eukaryota; Viridiplantae; Streptophyta; Magnoliopsida; Gentianales; Rubiaceae
Product: 7-deoxyloganetin glucosyltransferase-like
Exons: 2
Coding region: 154-1587 (477 amino acids)
Molecular function (GO): UDP-glycosyltransferase activity
Source: RefSeq, a predicted model, not a curated record